AUGCAUUCAAACCCUCGCAUGUUAACGAUGGAUCUGAAAGUGGAGCCGGAAGAACUGGACUCGAACCAGCCACCACCCAUAGAAGUUUUUGCGCACAGCUCGACCCUGCACGGAAUCUCCCACAUCUUCACCUACGAGCGCUUCUGGAUCAAGCGGUUCCUGUGGCUCGUCUUCUUCCUGGCCUCGCUGACUUUCCUGCUCUACGUGUGCGUGGAUCGGAUCCACUUCUACCUCGAGUACCCGCACGUCACCAAGUUGGACGAGGUCUCGACCCCCGUCAUGACGUUCCCGGCGGUGACCUUCUGCAACCUAAACGCGUUCCGUUUCAGCCAGCUGACCCGGAACGACCUCUUCUACGUUGGGGAGCUGCUGGCCCUGCUCAACAACAGGUAUGAGAUCAGGGACAUACACCUGGUGGAGGAGAGCGUUCUGGAGACCCUGAAGCUCAAAACCGACUUCCAGAACUUCAAGCCGAGACCUUUCAACAUGCGGGAAUUCUACGACCGCACCGGCCACAACCUCAACGACAUGCUGCUGUCCUGCCACUACCACGGCACAGAGUGCAGACCGGAGCACUUCAAAGUGGUCUUCACUCGCUACGGGAAAUGCUACACCUUCAACGCCGGUGGAGACGGGAAUCCUCCGCUCAUCACCACCAAAGGCGGCAUGGGAAACGGUCUGGAGCUCAUGCUGGACAUCCAACAGGAUGAAUACCUGCCAGUCUGGGGAGAAACAGAUGAGACUUCCUUUGAAGCUGGGAUCAAAGUUCAGAUCCACAGUCAGGAAGAGCCGUCCUUCAUCGACCAACUCGGAUUUGGUGUUUCACCCGGAUUCCAGACGUUUGUGUCCUGCCAGGAACAGCGGCUCAUAUAUCUUCCUCCGCCCUGGGGAGACUGUAAGGUGACGCCCAUGGAUUCAGACUUCUUUGACACUUACAGCAUCACCGCCUGCCGCAUAGACUGCGAGACGCGCUACCUGGUGGACAAUUGCAACUGCCGCAUGGUGCACAUGCCUGGCGACGCUUCCUUCUGCACCCCUCAGAUGUACAAAGAGUGUGCUGACCCAGCUCUUGAUUUCUUGGUGGAACAAGACAACGAUUUCUGUGUGUGUGAGACGCCGUGCAACAUGACCAGGUACAGCAAGGAGCUGUCCUUCGUUAAGAUCCCCAGCAAGGCCUCGGCCAAGUAUCUGGCAAAGAAAUACAACAAAACAGAGCAGUACAUUAAGGACAACAUUUUGGUUUUAGACAUCUUCUUUGAGGCUCUGAAUUAUGAAACUAUUGAACAGAAAAAAGCAUAUGAAGUGGCCGGACUUUUAGGUGAUAUUGGUGGUCAGAUGGGACUCUUUAUUGGUGCGAGCAUACUGAGUAUUCUGGAGAUUUUUGACUACCUGUAUGAGGUGAUAAAGUACAAGCUGUGUGGCUGCUCCGAUAAGAAGCACAAGCACAACAGCACCGACCAAGGAACGGUCCUGAGCUUGGACGACGUCAAGUGUCACGUCAGUAACUUUCAUUAAGCCUCUGCCGCCGUCUGGAGGAGCGAGCCUCUGCCUGGACUUUGCUACUGCGACAGUGUGAGGAUGAAUGAACUGGGCCUGGUUGGGCUUAACUCUGUGAACACGGUCAGGCAGCCAACAGCAGCAGACGGUCACGCAGGCAGUCAGCUGGCCUGCAGAAACCAGAGACCAACCUGGUCAGAUCAACUGCAUGGUCAUCUGAAACAUCCUUUAAAGACAGGAGCAGCGAAGCGGACAUCGGCUCCUUGAAGGUUCAUAAUGUGUGCUGUGCUGUGUUUAUCUGUCAGCGUGAUUAGGCUUUAUGUAAAAUGAUUGUUCAUUUGCAAGAAUUUUCUCAGUUCUGCACUAGUCCUGUUGCCUUUAUUUUCCCUAUUUAUCCACCCACCCCCCCAAAAAAUAAAUUUUUAUAUUCCUGUCCUCCAUCCUCAUCUUAAGAGCCCUUGAUAAACUCAGUGCAUUCUGCCAAAACACUGUACUACCUCAGCUUCCAGUGCAAAAGCACCACUAUGAAUUUACAGACCAAGCUAAACUGACGGUAUGAUAUUUACUAAACUACGGUCAGUAAAGUGAUUUUUAAAUAACUGGAAAACGGUGAAAUAUACGUGGCUAUAAAUCUGUUAGGAGGUGCAAGAUUUUAGUUAAGGCUCUUCUCUUUCAAAAAACAUUUCAACUUUUGUAGUUAUAACAAAAUCAACACUAUUAACACGAUGAUAUAUUGUAUUUUGGCAAACAGAACAAAAAAGCUGAGUCACAAACUUGUUCUAGAUCUUUUUGUGAUUCUAAAUGCAAUAUCUUUCCUUUAACUUAAACCUUCUGAAGUCAUCUAAUGGUUAAACAAACGUCCUCUAUUUCACUUGGACGACAUGUUCCUUCAAGGUUAAUUUUCUUGAAGAGUGGCUAAGAAAAUUGAGGACCAACUAAAGAAAGUAGCACCUAUAAAAAUGUUUCAAUUACAAUUAUUUUAUAGCAAUUGUUUCAGCUGUUAUUUUUGUUUAAUACACUAACUAGUGGGUGUAUUUACUCUCUGGCUAAACGUAAUCCAAUUAAAGUUUGGAUUUUUCUCAAAUGUUCAGUGUGGAAAUUAUGCUUCCGCAAUUGUAGAUGAAUUUAUUUUAAGGGUUUUUACACAACUUUACCAGGGGAAAGUGUAGAGAAAAAGAUUAACUUAUUAUAAGAGAACCCUCCCUGUUCCUCUGGUAGAACUAGACUUUUUCAGUUUGUUAAAUAAUAAAAAAAAAAAUGUUAUUAAUAAACAUUGUAUGUUUGGUUGGAACCAGAUUAGUGGUACAAUACUUUAAAUUUUCACUCAAAGUCAAACAUUUCCAUUCCCAACUAGAAAAAUAGUCUGGAGGUCAAAUGAAGUCAAUAUUCAGGAAAGAGGAAAGUUUCUCCCUAAUUCCCAUUUCAAAGUCCAACACUGGGAAUUUGUCUUCAAAACGCAGGAAUAUCUGUAGCAGAAAACUAUUUAUUCCACAUGUGGCAGUGUCUAUCUCAUAAAAUCGUUCAUACAUUUAAUACUACACAACCUCUGCUAGUCAGUCAGUGUGUUUCUUAAGUGUUUUACUACAUACAAAGUGAAGAAAAAUAAAUAGUUUGUGUUGCUGAUAGUGAUGAGCUUGUCGGUGAUGACAGCAGUUACCAUAUUUGCCGCCAGAACAUGUUAAAGUCGGGUUAGAGUAAGUAAGUAGCUGCUAGUACUUUCUGGCAGAGCAGUUCAGUCUGUUUCAGGUUUUGACUGAUAUUUUUCCCUGUUUCUGCUUAUUAGCUCUGCUAAAAGUUUCCACAUUAGCAGCUUAUAUUUUGUGCCAUGCAACGCCCCAAGGCAGUCGACCAUUGAUGGAGAUCAACUAUGUCCUCACAAUGAAUCUCUGUAAAGGCAACUUCCACCUGUACUGCAGGUUUACCUUUACCUGUGGUCUCAGUGUUUUAUUGGCAUUAAAUUGUCUCAGAUUAUGUUUUUUGUACCAUGGGGCUUGUUAAAAACACAGUGAUUUAUUUGAUGUUGUCACAUCAAAUAAACUUGCAAAUGGUGCACCUUUAACAAUCAUUAAAUUGGCAAAUCAAUAAAAACUAGAUCAAGCUAUAAAAGGCAAAUUUAAGCUGCAAUAAAUACAGAACAGGAUGUUGUUCAGAAGUGCUGUCCAAAUUUAGAGUACUUUUAGUAAGGCUUAUAUUUACUGUAUAAGUGUAUUGUGUAUUAAUUCCAGCUCCAAAAUUUUACAUAUCAAACCAAGCAAUCAGAUAUUGAGUGAAAAUCAAUAUUUGUCACAUAAAACUGAGAUUUACCAGAUUAUAUUAGAGGAUGUCACAUAAUGCAAAUCUUCCCCUACAAACUCAAGUUUAACUCUGUAAAUCUCAGAACAACAACAGCAAAAAGAUUUUUAUGGGAAAGUUCUAAAUGUUUAUAUUUGUUUUAUUCAUUUCCCUCCAGUCAAUGUAACACUAAGCGAUCACAUCAACGAAGAUGAGUUUACUGAAUGUGCUUUUCCUUCUUCUAGGGCUCUGACUUGCAUGUAUCAGUGCACAGCAGGUGUCUUAAAAAUUGUCGUCCACGUCAAUCAUUUGUGUCCUCCGUCUGCUUGCAGUAUGCCUGACGACAUUUGCACAGUUUGUCCUGCCUGUUUAGGUCGUGGAAAGUGAAGCGGAUGAGGGGGAAGACGGAAGAUGCUGCCCUUUGUGAACAUGUGAGCUCUGCGGGUGCAUGCUCAUGACUUGCUGUUCUGUUUACAUCUUAAAUGUUGUAUCUUCCCUGAGCUCUUUGUGCAAGCUUCAGCAGGAAACGGGACUGUGUAGCUGUGUUGUGGUAGCAUCCGGCACAAACGAACCAUCGGCUGUAACUCGAUGUAAAUACUGCAGUGACCAUGGCCCUGUUGUACUAGUGCUGUUUGCGUUGGGUUUAUUUAGCACAGACUAGCUCUCUGUCUCAGUUUCCUCUACAUAUGAACAUUGAUGAUUUAUUUAUCCAAAGUAUAUUAAACAGAAAAGCUGUGUCUUCUUUUCUAUUUGCUUUGUGAUGAUCAAAACAGCUCUUUUCAUUAGUGUGUGUAAAUAUAAUGCCAAGUUGUUAUUUUCAAGCUGCAUGAACGCUUGAAUCUCUGUGAAAGUUCACAGGCUGGCAAGCUUUCUGCUUUUCUUCCAGUCUCUGUUGUAAACUUUAGAUUUUUGUUUGAAAUGAAGAAAUUUGAUUGGAGUGAAGGAAUGUUGUUUCUGUUUGUAAAUUUAUGGCUCAAAACAGACUUGCAGCAGUAGAUUUAUUAAAGAUGACUUGUUAACU
Molecule: messenger RNA, 4789 nt
Organism: Gambusia affinis (western mosquitofish)
Lineage: Eukaryota; Metazoa; Chordata; Actinopteri; Cyprinodontiformes; Poeciliidae
Product: acid-sensing ion channel 1A-like
Exons: 10
Coding region: 1-1515 (504 amino acids)
Biological process (GO): sodium ion transmembrane transport
Cellular component (GO): membrane
Source: RefSeq, a predicted model, not a curated record